Drosophila montana is the source of this 429-nucleotide messenger RNA. Its product is annotated as ras-interacting protein RIP3-like. The transcript has 2 exons. NCBI's taxonomy places the organism in Eukaryota, Metazoa, Arthropoda, Insecta, Diptera, Drosophilidae. The record is from RefSeq and is a predicted model, not a curated record. The coding region runs from base 1 to 429 and encodes 142 amino acids.
AUGGACACAGCCACGGGGGCCAUGAGGGCAACAGGACAACAGGACAACAGGACAGCAGGACACAAGGGCAACGCUGGUGACGACACAAAUCAACGAGAGGAGUCGCAAAGGCAACAGCAACGGCAACAGCAGCAACAACAGGAGCAGCAGCACCAACGACAAUUGAAACCCAGCACAUACUUCACCAAGAACAACAGAAACAGGAGCAGCAACGGGCAACAGCAGCAGUCGCAGUCGCAGUGGCAGUGGCAGUGGCUGUGGCAGUGGCAGUGGCAGCUGCUGCCUGCAAAGGGCGAGGGGGCAGAAAUGAGGGCAUUAAACGAUCAAACGUUUAAUGACACCCGGCCAGCCAUUGAUUUGCCAAAUACAUGCGAGAACUGGGACAGGGAGCGUCCCAAGCAAAGCAGUGGGCACUUGCGACUAUGUUGA